Pecten maximus is the source of this 528-nucleotide messenger RNA. RefSeq names its product P2X purinoceptor 7-like. The record is from RefSeq and is a predicted model, not a curated record. Gene Ontology annotation, biological process: monoatomic ion transport. Gene Ontology annotation, cellular component: membrane. NCBI's taxonomy places the organism in Eukaryota, Metazoa, Mollusca, Bivalvia, Pectinida, Pectinidae. Gene Ontology annotation, molecular function: purinergic nucleotide receptor activity; ATP binding; monoatomic ion channel activity.
AUGUAUCUAUUCCAGACAAGAAUUGAUGAAAUGUCACAUGAAGAGACUAAGUAUAUUUUGCAUCAGACAGCACAGCAGUUUCCUUCUUUGAUUUUUGACUUGGUCAAAGACAGUAGUGGAAACAGUGGAGGUUACCAUCCCAGACCAGAUGAAAACAUGUACAGUCCAGAUUGGUGUUGUGGUAACUGCAGAGAAAUGCCUACACAACCAGAGAAGCUCUGCUGCAAGAAAGAUCUACCAAAUUGUAUAACUUUGCUUCUGGAUUUCAAAGUUCUUAUUUUGGACGAAGCUGUCUUGGCCCUAGCACGCCUUUACAGGCAAGACAUGUUUGCUUUGCCAAAUGAGGAGGACUGGAAAAAAGCCAACAGGCAUGCUGCCUACAGACAAUAUAUAUUGUGGCAAGUUGGUCGUCUUGGUACUGGUGACAGACGGGUCAUCCCAAGCUGUGCGGUUUGGAAAAUUAGAGACGGGUUCCCUGAUGAAUUUGGACAGUACACUGGUUUCAGGCAUUCAGGAUUGCUUAAUUGA